This is a messenger RNA of Colletotrichum karsti, 1950 nucleotides long. RefSeq lists its product as uncharacterized. Gene Ontology annotation, cellular component: intracellular membrane-bounded organelle; cytosol. The transcript has a single exon. The coding region runs from base 1 to 1950 and encodes 649 amino acids. Gene Ontology annotation, biological process: glycerophospholipid catabolic process. Lineage: Eukaryota; Fungi; Ascomycota; Sordariomycetes; Glomerellales; Glomerellaceae. The record is from RefSeq and is a predicted model, not a curated record. Gene Ontology annotation, molecular function: A2-type glycerophospholipase activity.
AUGUUGCUCUCAUCCGUCUUGGCUCUCACAGCCACCCUCGCCGCCGCUCCGGCGUCGGCCCUCGACCCGGCGAAGCCGAUGGCGGCCGGCCUGGUCAUGAACGCCCUGGACCCCCGAGUCCUCCCCAACUCCCCUUCGGGCGGCUACGCCCCGGCCAUCGUCGACUGCCCGGCCUCCCGUCCCACGAUCCGGUCCGCCGCCUCGCUCUCGCCAAACGAGACCUCAUGGCUGCCUCUCCGCCGCAACGCCACCAUCCAACCCAUGCGCGAGCUCCUCACCCGCCUGAACAUCCCCAACUUCGACGCCGGAGCCUACAUCGACCGCGUCCGCUCCUCCCCCUCUCAGCUCCCUAACAUCGGCCUCGCCGUCUCCGGAGGCGGCUACCGCGCCCUCAUGAACGGCGCCGGCUUCCUCGCGGCCGCGGACUCCCGCACCCCCAACUCCACGUCAGCCGGCGGCAUCGGCGGCCUCCUCCAGUCCGCGACCUACCUCGCCGGCCUCUCCGGCGGCGGCUGGCUCGUCGGCUCCCUCUACUCGAACAACUUCUCCACCGUCGUCGACCUCCAGCGCGGCUCCAAGGGCUCCUCCGUCUGGAAGUUCGACCGCUCCAUCUUCCAGGGCCCCAAGGACUCGGGCAUCUCCAUCAUCAACACCGCCGAGUACUGGAACGACGUCGCCAAGCAGGUCGACACCAAAGACAAGGGCUUCGAGGUCUCCAUCACCGACUACUGGGGCCGCGCCCUCUCCUACCAGCUCAUCAACGCCACCGACGGCGGCCCCAGCUACACCUUCUCCUCCAUCGCCGACAGCUCCGACUUCCAGGCCGGCGCCCAGCCCCUCCCCAUCCUCGUCGCCGACGGCCGCGCCCCCGGCGAGCGCAUCAUCUCCCUCAACGCCACCGUCUACGAGUUCAACCCCUUCGAGCUCGGCACCUGGGACCCCACCGCCUUCGGCUUCGCCCCGCUCCCCUACCUCGCCUCCAACUUCUCCGCCGGCGCCGUCCCCGCCAACGGCUCCUGCGUCCGCGGCUUCGACCAGGCCGGCUUCGUCAUGGGCACCUCCUCCUCCCUCUUCAACCAGUUCAUGCUCCAGAACCUCACCUCCACCGGCCUGCCCGGCUUCAUCCAGGACGCCCUCACCUCCAUCCUCAACGCCCUCGACCGCGACAACAACGACAUCGCCCAGUACGUCCCCAACCCCUUCUUCGGCUGGAACCCGUCCACCAACGUCAACGCCGGGGACCGCCAGCUCUCCCUCGUCGACGGCGGCGAGGACCUCCAGAACAUCCCCCUCCACCCCCUCAUCCAGCCCUCCCGCGCCCUCGACGUCGUCUUCGCCGUCGACUCCUCCGCCGACACGAACUUCAACUGGCCCAACGGCACCGCCCUCCGCGCCACCUACGACCGCGUCGCCGAGCCCAUCGCCAACGGCACCCUCUUCCCCCCGGUCCCGGACGCCAACACCUUCAUCAACCUCGGCCUCAACAAGCGCCCCACCUUCUUCGGCUGCGACGUCUCCAACUUCACCCUCCGGACCUCCCAGCGCGUCCCGCCCCUGAUCGUCUACCUCCCCAACGCCCCCUACGUCGCCCACUCCAACGUCUCCACCUUCGACCCGGACUACGAGACCGCCCAGCGCGACGCCAUCAUCCAGAACGGCUACGACUCGGCCACCCAGGGCAACGCCACCCUCGACGCCCAGUGGCCCGCCUGCGUCGCCUGCGCCAUCCUCUCCCGCGGCAUGGCCCGCAACCGCGAGACCGUCCCCGCCGCCUGCGGCACCUGCUUCCAGAAGUACUGCUGGAACGGCACCCUCGACACCCGCCAGGCCGACUACGAGCCGACCUUCAUCAUCGGCAACAUCGAGGCCAACAGCCCGGCCGCGAAGCCGAGCGGCAGCUUCUGGGCCGGUCUCGUCAGCGCGGCGGCCGCCAUGAUCUUGGCCAUCUAA